GCAUCUGCAUGACAAUAUGUCCAUUAAAAACACAAGCACGUAAUUUCUCAUUUAAAAAUACGGUAUUUAAAUGUCAUUGCCAACGUCCAGAAAACAAGUUGCAGUCUUUACGGUGCACCUCAACACAGCUGCUGGAGAACAACUGCAUUCAGCUUUAUCGACUGACAAAAGUGGAAGAGAACAAUUGUUUCACCUGUGAUUGUAUUCCGUGACAAUUGCGAGUGUUUCCGACCCUCCUUUCCACUCCUCUUUCUAUGGAGUCGUGGCCAAGUGUAAACAGAUCGCAGUUUCUUUUCAGCCCCUCAGCAGGUAGAACAUCACCACUGAUUCUGGAAGAAGCGUUUUACUUCGGCAUGGACAGGGAAAAUUCGGCGAGGAAUCCAAACUGCUUUGGCAAGGCUAUUUCUGAUGGAAAAAAGUCACGAGAUCCUAUGUGUUUGAAAAAUGUGCAGAACAUAAUUCCAAAUAAAAAUGGGCAGCAAAACGAAAUUGGACCUAAGAAAACCGACUUCUCAACAAUGUUUAGCCAUGACCUGUUACCCCAAAAAAAUGGAGAGGAAAACACCAAGCACUUUCUCAGUGAAGUGGUGGAAAUGCUUCUGAACUAUGUAUGUGCAUCAUUUGAUCGAAAAAAUAAAGUGCUGGACUUCCAUCAUCCACAUCAGCUCAAAGAAGGAAUUGAAGGGUUCAGCUUGGAUUUGUCUGAUGAACCUGAAAAUUUAGACCAGCUUCUUGUGGACUGCAGAGACACAUUGAAAUAUGGUGUGAAAACAGGUCACCCUCGAUUCUUUAACCAGCUAUCAACUGGUCUUGAUGUUGUUGGGCUAGCAGGUGAAUGGCUCACGGCAACUGCUAACACAAACAUGUUUACAUUUGAGAUUGCACCAGUUUUUAUUCUAAUGGAAGACAUCCUACUUAACAAAAUGUAUGAAAAAAUUGGAUGGAUAGCAAAUGAAGCAGAUGGCAUUUUUUCACCUGGUGGCACUAUCUCUAAUCUUUAUAGUGUCCUCAUUGCUCGUUACAAAAGAUUUCCUGAAGUCAAGACAAAAGGAAUGGCUUCACUUCCAACUCUUGUGCUGUUUACAUCUGAACAUAGCCAUUAUUCCAUCAAGAAGGUUGCAGCAAUACUUGGAAUCGGGACAGAAAAUGUCAUACUGGUGAAAUGCAAUGAGCGGGGAAAAAUGAUUCCAUCUGAUUUAAUGCUUAAAAUCCUGGAAGCAAAGGAAAAAGGAUGCAUUCCUUUGUAUGUCAAUGCCACUGCUGGGACUACAGUUUAUGGAGCGAUUGAUCCACUUACUGAAAUUGCAGAUAUCUGUGAAGAGCACCAGUUGUGGAUGCAUGUUGAUGCUGCCUGGGGAGGGGGACUUUUGAUGUCCCAGAAACACUCUGAAAAGCUUACUGGCAUUGAGAGAGCUAAAUCCGUUACAUGGAAUCCUCACAAAAUGCUGAGUGUUCCCCUACAGUGCUCUGCUAUACUUGUACGAGAAAAGGGUCUUCUUCAGGCUUGCAAUCAAAUGUGUGCUGGAUACCUGUUUCAACCUGACAAACACUAUGAAGUUUCCUAUGACACCGGAGACAAAACUAUUCAGUGUGGCCGACACGUUGACAUUUUUAAAUUCUGGUUAAUGUGGAAAGCUAAGGGUACGGUGGGGUUUGAAGAAAAAAUAAACAAACAUUUGGAAAAUGCUGAUUAUCUUUACAGCAUACUAAAAGACAGAAAUGAUUUUGAACUUGUAUUUGAAGGAAAACCAGAACUGAGCAACGUUUGCUUCUGGUACAUUCCACCAAGCCUGAAAGACUUACCAAAGAGUCAAGAAAGAAACAAGAGACUUAAUCAGGUUGCACCAAAAAUAAAAGCCAGGAUGAUGGAAGAAGGAACAAUAAUGAUUGGAUACCAGCCUUAUGGAGAUCUUGUCAAUUUCUUCAGGUGUGUCUUUUCAAAUCAAGCCACAAGGAGAUCAGAUAUCGACUUUCUUGUAGAUGAAAUUGUAAGGCUUGGGAGCGAUUUAUAAUUAUAAAAUAACAUUUUCAUUUUGAUGCUGAAAAUCAGACCAACAUUUUACAUGUAGUGUUAGUAACAUUUGAGAAAAAUGCAUUAUAAUGUACAUUUUAAAUUCAUUAGUUAAUUUUAUUAAUCCUGGAACAUUCCUUAAUAUAGACUACAAUUUAAAAAUAAUGAGAGAAUACACUACAAGUGAAAACAGCAGCAACAAAUUAAUAAGUAGGGUUUAUGAAAUAUCAAGUGUUAAAUGAAUUAUUUUCAAUUUGUUAAUAUCAAAUUGUAAACACUCAAGACAGAC
Messenger RNA from Erpetoichthys calabaricus (reedfish), 2300 nucleotides. RefSeq names its product glutamate decarboxylase 3 (gene gad3). Lineage: Eukaryota; Metazoa; Chordata; Cladistia; Polypteriformes; Polypteridae. The record is from RefSeq and is a predicted model, not a curated record. Bases 255 to 2012 code for a protein of 585 amino acids. Gene Ontology annotation, biological process: carboxylic acid metabolic process. Gene Ontology annotation, cellular component: cytoplasm. Gene Ontology annotation, molecular function: carboxy-lyase activity; pyridoxal phosphate binding. The transcript is spliced from 15 exons.